UAUUGAUAUUAUUAUAAAAUUUGUGAUAAAUGUAUUGAUUAUGAAAUACAAUCAUUAAUUGAUUGAUUGAUUGAUCAUUUGAUUGAAUGGCUUCAACAGUCAGUAUUACCGAAACCACUGACCAAAACAUUGACAUAUCAAUGAUGACCAUCGAUGAUUCAGCCGACAACAUAAAUCCAAUUUAUACGACAAAUACAUUGUUGGUUAACACAGUGACCAACAAUCUGACCGAUGGUCACAACACUAGUAUAGCAUCAGUUGUUGAAAUGGACGACUGUUUUACCGAUCAAAUGACAUUAUAUGAGACCAACGUUUCGCCAAUAAAUCAAGUGUUUAUACCAAUCGAUGUGACCACUGGUUCGGCGAAAUACAGCUCUCAAAACAAGUCACUGAAUGGCAUGUCUUUGCUUUUAAAAGAUAAUGUAUUUAAGUCAUCAAAUGUUUUGGUCAACGAUAGGAAAGAGUAUAAAAAGCAUCGCAAAGUUGCACUCAAGACUCAAAUUAUUCCCGUUUUAGUCGAAGAUGGCCAACAAGUAGCUACUGAUUGGGAUCCACAGGACAUUACUAAAAACGGUGAUACUUAUCAAUGUAACCAUUGUUUACAUAAAGCCAAUCAAUUACAACAUAUUAGACGUCAUAUCACUCAACUUCAUGCCGAAGACAAACCAUUUAAAUGUACCGAAUGUGACCAAAGUUUUAAUAUUGAAGUUAAUUAUUGGUUGCAUAUGAAUGGCCAGCACUACAAACCAGAUACUGAUUCAUCAAAACUUCGUUGUUGUGAAUGUCAUAAGACUUUUGCUCGUUUGGCAUCACUUAAGUCACAUCUGACUGUCCAUCAAAAAGACGAUUUCUUGACGUGUGGUCAGUGUUCGCAACAAUUUUCGUCACAUUAUUAUCUCAAUAAACAUAUUAAGAAUAUACAUAUAAAUGCGUUCAAAAAGGUGUGUCUAAAAUCUCGAUCCAAAUCCAUUAGUGUAACCAAAGAUGAACACCACUGUUCAGUAUGUAAUCAAAUGUUUUCAAACUUGUCUCAACUUAAAGAACAUCAAAAACUUCAUAUAAAAAUCAAGUCAUCACUCAAACAUCGGACGUAUAGAUCAAACAUAGACCGCACAGAAUUUGGACAUAAAUGUGUCACUUGUGGUAAACAAUUCAAAAAGAAUAGUCAAUUGAUUAGACAUUUGCGGAUACAUACGGGAGAAAAACCAUUUGUUUGUGAAUUUUGUGGUUCGGCUUUCAAUCAGAAAAACUCAUUGGAUAUCCAUCGCACCAAACAUACCGGUGAACGCAAAUAUCAGUGUCGUUUCUGUUCAGCCAAAUUCAAUCAAAGCGGAAAUAUGAGGUCUCAUAUCAAACGAUUACACGCACCACAAGCAGAAUUGCCGGCCUCACAGCUAUUUAAAUGUCCGCAUUGUAACUGUGUCUUCAAGAAAAUUGGUAUUCUUAACUGCCAUAUAAGCCGAAGACAUCUAAUUGAAGAACUUAAAGAACCUAAAGAUAAUUUAAACCAAAACCCAGAAUACAUUGAUCUAACAAACACUAAGAUUUCCUUAGAAAGCAAUGUAGAAAAUGUUUCAUUAGAUGUCAUAAAAACUAGUGAUCAGUCAAUUGACAGCCAAACAAACGAUAAACAAAUUGCACAGAUCUUUGAUCCGGCAACUGGUGCUCAACAAACACAUAUUGUUCGUAAAAUUGGUAAAACAAGUUACAGACAAUGUCUUUACUGUAAUAAAGAUUUUAAAAAGUCGAGUGAUUUAAUCCGACACAUGAGAAUCCAUACUCACGACAAGCCUUUUAAAUGUAGUGAAUGUUUUCGCGCCUUUACAGUCAAAGGUACUCUUUCGGCACAUCUGAGGACACACUCAGGAGUUGUCAAACCUUUUAUUUGUCAGAUAUGCAAAAAGUCUUUUACAACAUCACAAAGUUUGAAAGUGCACUUGAGAUUACAUACAAGUGCUCAACCAUACAGAUGCGCAAAAUGUAAUAUUACUUUCCGUACGUUAGCUAUUUUGAAGUCACAUCUCAGCAUUCAUGACAAUGAAAACAUAGAUUUGAUAUCAACACAGAAUUCAAAUAACAAUCUAAAAUCAAAUCGAUUUAAAGAUAUCGAUGAAUCGAUUUUAUCAAGAAUUCAAUUGGAUGGACCCGUUGUUAUCAAUGUUGACUCUUAUAAUAAUAAUAAUUCAUUACUUGUAAAACCAAGGCUUAAACCUGAGGAGGAAUCUGAAGCAGAGGCUAAACAACGCAAAUAUAAAUGCCUUUAUUGUAACAAAGCGUUCAAAAAGUCAUCACAUUUAUCACAACACAACAGAUCCCAUACCGGAGAAAAACCAUUUCAAUGUGAAACAUGUCUCCAAUAUUUUGUGACUAAAGGCAGUCUUAAAAAUCAUUUGCAAACACAUUCUGGAGUUAAACCUUUUGUAUGUAAUGAAUGUUCGUUUGCUUUUUCCACAAAAGGAUCACUUACUCGACAUAUGAUUUGUCAUCGAGAUGUCAGACCUUAUAUGUGUCCAUAUUGUCAAAAGACAUUUAAAUCAAGUUUUAAUUGUAAAAAACACAUAAAAUUACACAAAAAUGAAUUUGCUUUACAAUUAAUGAAAGAGAGAAAAAAAGAGAUAAAUGGUUACGAAACUACUCUUAAAAAUGAUGGUAAAGAACAACAUAUUAAUUCAAUAGACAAAUCAGCCCUAGAAAUAACAGUUCAGAUCAAUACAAAUGAUAAUAUUUUGCAAACUAAUAAUGAAUUAGCGAUUCCUAUAGAAACUAAUGUUAUAGAACUGAGUGAACUAUCAUUGCCUAUAACUCACGUUAAUGUCGGUACAGACGGUGUGCGACCGUUUCCGUGUCAGUUAUGCGGCGUAUCUUUUAAGAGUGGAUCACAUUUACGGCAACACAAUCUAAGACAUACCGGCGAAAAACCAUUUGUUUGUCAUUAUUGUCAAAAAGGUUUUGCCACUCGCGGUGUACUCAAUACUCAUAUCCAUUCACACUCUUUAGUCAAAAAUUUUAGCUGUGAUUUGUGUUUAGCAAAGUUUGUGACAAAAAACUCAUUGAAACGACACACCAAUACUGUCCACUCAUCAAAUGGUUUACUUUGUCCUCAUUGUCCAACAAAGUGUACCACUUGGUUAGCUUUAAAUAAACACAUUGAAGCCAUUCAUCCAAUUUAUAACCUAUCCCUUAGUGAAAGUGAUAGUAGUUCUCAGCAAAACCACGAUUUAAAUUUUGAAACAAUUAAUAAUUCCUCAUCGGUUACAAUGUCUGAAAUGGAAGUCAAUGAGAAUGUUAAGCAAUCAGUAUUAGAUUUAUCUAAAAAACUCAUAAAUGAUGGAACAAAUAGUUGUGAAUUUUGUUCAAAGACUUUCAAAAAGGCGUCUGAUUUGACGCGACACCGACGCAUACAUACCGGGGAAAAGCCAUUUGUUUGUCAUAUUUGUGAAAAACGAUUUACUGUCAAAUCAACACUCGAUACACAUCUGAUUACACAUAAAGGAGAGAAAAAUUUUAAAUGUUAUGUCUGUAACACAAGUUUUGCCACAAACGGCAGUCUAAAAAUUCAUGAAAGAAUCCAUUCCGGUUUAAAGCCAUUCAAAUGUACACAAUGUGAUCAACAUUUUAGAACUUCUGGUCAUCUCAAGUCUCAUUUGGAUAAACAUAACAAAAAUAAAACUACUAUUACAGUGCCAUCAGAGUUACCACAAUUAGAAACUAAUGAUAAUGAUAUAGUAGAUGUUUAUGUGUCUCAAACCAAUCAUACUUUAGGUGAAGAUAUAGUAAUAACUUUGCCAUUAAACACAUCCAACACUUGUAAUAGUAUUCAAAUGGAUAGUUCACUAUUAUCUCAGGUUUUCCAAUUGGAUUCAAAUCUUUUGCAACAAUUACAAACUCAAGGCCUUAUUAUAACCGAUUGUGACACUAAUUAUAUUAACAACGACACACUUCUAAACUCAUUUGUUUGA
This is a messenger RNA of Oppia nitens, 3959 nucleotides long. RefSeq names its product zinc finger protein 236-like. The coding region runs from base 87 to 3959 and encodes 1290 amino acids. NCBI's taxonomy places the organism in Eukaryota, Metazoa, Arthropoda, Arachnida, Sarcoptiformes, Oppiidae. The transcript is spliced from 4 exons. Gene Ontology annotation, biological process: regulation of DNA-templated transcription. The record is from RefSeq and is a predicted model, not a curated record. Gene Ontology annotation, molecular function: DNA-binding transcription factor activity, RNA polymerase II-specific; RNA polymerase II cis-regulatory region sequence-specific DNA binding.